This is a messenger RNA of Fopius arisanus, 3778 nucleotides long. Its product is annotated as putative fatty acyl-CoA reductase CG5065. Gene Ontology annotation, cellular component: peroxisome. The record is from RefSeq and is a predicted model, not a curated record. Gene Ontology annotation, biological process: long-chain fatty-acyl-CoA metabolic process. The transcript has 5 exons. Lineage: Eukaryota; Metazoa; Arthropoda; Insecta; Hymenoptera; Braconidae. Gene Ontology annotation, molecular function: alcohol-forming very long-chain fatty acyl-CoA reductase (NADP+) activity. Bases 465 to 2015 code for a protein of 516 amino acids.
AAGAUGGCGGACUCGGUUGGCGUGAGACGGGAAGAUAUCGAAAAGUGUGAAAUCCGGGAAAAGUGUGAGUUAUUGUGUUAAAGUUGUCACCAAACAACCAUCAACAAUCGUUGAAACAAUCGUUGAUCAUCAAUCAGCUGAUUUAUCCCGGAUCAAUUCGACGGAUCAGUCAAUUUCGAAUAACGAACGGUGAAUUGCACGAACGAAAUGAAUGGAUCCACGUAUUUUCCUGAUGAAUUGAAAUUAACAAGUGCUAGAAUCGUUGACUAUCAACCAACUACGCAUAAACCAAGUCUUCGUUUUUGAAAUUAAAUUUUUUAAAAACUAUCUCUCGAACGCACUCGUCAGUCAGCCCGAUUUCCCCGCUAUUUUCAUAUCGAGGAAAUAAAAAAUAUCAAAGGUUCUUCCCGAGAAGCUGUGGAUUUGGAGAUAAGUGAAAAAUAAUUGAUAAUUGAUUGAAAGAAAUGGCAACGAUGGCGGGUGGAGAGUACACGUCCGUCAAAGACUUUUACAGAGGAAGAUCGAUUUUCAUAACUGGUGGGACUGGUUUCAUGGGGAAAGUCCUAGUGGAAAAGCUGCUGAGGUCCUGCCCCGGGAUCAAGAAUAUUUAUUUAUUAAUGAGACCGAAGAAGAGUCAAAACGUAACUGAGAGGUUACAGGAGCUCCUCAAUGCACCGCUUUUCGAUAAACUGCGUCGUGACAGCCCUCACGAGCUCACGAAAAUAGUUCCAAUCGCGGGAGACGUUACAGAGCCAGAAUUAGGAAUAUCUGCACCUGAUCAGGAGACCCUCACGAGAUUUGUGUCCGUGGUUUUUCACUCAGCAGCUACUGUCAAGUUCGAUGAGGCCCUCAAACUCUCUGUUACUAUCAACAUGUUAGGGAGUGAGCGACUGGUGCAUCUCUGCCAUCGCAUGGUCAAUCUCGAGGCUCUGAUUCACGUGUCAACAGCCUACUGCAACUGCGACCGUACGGACGUAUCAGAAACAAUUUAUCCAUCGCCGCAGGACCCAGAGCAGGUGAUAGCCUGCACAAGGUGGAUGAAUGACAAAUUAAUCGAGGAAUUGACACCAAAACUGAUAGACGGUCGGCCAAAUACAUACACAUUCACAAAAGCCCUUGCGGAAACAAUGCUGCAGGGUGAGAGUGGCUCACUACCAGUGGCAAUCGUGAGGCCGUCAAUAGUUCUGUCAUCGCUGCGAGAGCCAGUGGCCGGUUGGGUUGACAAUCUCAACGGUCCAACUGGAAUAAUAGCAGCUGCUGGCAAGGGUUUCUUCAGAACAAUGCUCUGUCACGAGAACAAAGUCGCUGAUUUCGUUCCUGUCGACAUUGUCAUAAAUCUCAUGAUAUGUGCAGCAUGGAAAACAGCAAGUCAUCGCACUGACACUAUAACAGUCUACAACUGCUGCACUGGCCAGCAAAAUCCAAUAACCUGGAAGGAAUUCAUCGAGCUGUCAUUCAAAUACAGUCGAAUACAUCCGGCUAAUGAUGCUGUUUGGUAUCCGGGUGGUCGGUGUCAGAAAUACUCACUGAUGAACAAAUUGUCUGGUGCAUUUCAGCACAUAUUGCCAGCGCACAUCCUAGAUUUUAUCGCUCGGCUCAAGGGCUCCAGGCCUAUGAUGCUACGCGUACAGGCCAAAUUGAGCAAAGCUGCUAGCUGCCUCGAGUACUUCACAACGCAACAGUGGAAUUUUAGGGAUGAUAAUGUUAGGAAACUUGGGGAGCAGUUGAGCCCUGAGGAUCGUCAAAUAUUCAUGUUUGACGUCAAGCAGAUCGACUGGCCAUCGUAUUUAGAGAAUUAUAUACUUGGGAUACGGCACUUUAUUCUCAAGGAGAGUCCGGAUACACUGCCAGCAGCUCGUUCACAUAUUAUGAAAUUAUAUUGGAUCCAAAAGACUAUUCAGUUUGGAACAAUACUUGUUGUCCUUCGUGUCCUUCUCUCCCGCAGUUCCCUAGCUCGAUCAGCGUGGUUUGCACUCCUGUCAAUCGUACUUCGCAUGUGUCGUAUGAUUGUUUGACGGCUCAACGCCAGUUACCCACUGAGAUAUCAUCAUCACAAUACCUAUAUCGCCCGUAAUGCAAAAACUCAGCCAAUGUGCAUAAUGGAGCUUGUUUUACAAGUGCGAAUUGUUCAGCGAUCUCCACAGCUCAGCCACUCCCGACAAAUAAUUCGCUUUUAUUCGCUCCAAUACGUUUGGCUUUUUCAAUGUUUUUAAUUGAGAGGUUGGUGAACAGUUGAAAUUUCAUCAAAGUAUAGACGCCGAUAAACAGAUAAAGCAACGUCGGCAACCGAAUUCAUUGUUUUUUAUAAAUCCUUUGACUGUAAUUAAUGAAGAUCGAUACAAUGGAAUUGCUGAAGCCACUUCGCUUCUUCCAAUUAGAUUCAGUUGUCGAAUUAAUCUCAAUGCCCUUUUAGAUUAUUUUAUUUCGCUUUAGCCUCCGACAAUUGUGCGUUCAUUUUUAUAGUCAAUUUGUGAUAUAUUUCAUAAUGGUAAUUGGUGAUUGAGGCAGUUCUCGGGAUUACAAUGCUGAGGUGGUGAAAAUAAAUAAUUCGGUGUCCGACAGUCUUUUAUUCCAUCUUGUUACCCCUUGUGAGAUACCUAGAUUGACAUUUCUCGAUGCAACUUGAUGGGAAUCGAUACUUUUGCUUGAUACGUAUUUUAUUUGUUACCGUUACAUCUUUAUUUCGUGAUGACACUCCUGUUUACGCUGCGUUGCGCAAAUAAAGUGUCUCUCUCUUUACUUCUGAGACAAGUUCAAUAAUCAUCCUACCAAGUGUCGAGUACUGCCACUGCUCUGUCAGAUGUUAGUCCGUAGAAAAAAUGGAAACAGAGCGAAAAAAUAUGAGAAGUGAAAUACCAAAAUUCAGACUUAAUACUUAAAGAAAUAGGCAUUUUUUUAUAAAAUACUGAACGAUUAAUAUUCAAUCCUGAUGUCUCUGUGUAUCUUGCGCACUUUAAUUCUCACAUUCGUCGACGUAUUACCGAAUUUUGAAGGCAUUGGCAACGUUUUUCGCAAAAACAAAAAAACACAAGGUGAAGAACAAAAUAUGUCCGAUUUUACUAGAAGACAGAAUACAUUAAGGAGUGGAGGUGUGAGGUUUUAAAACGAACACUUUGAAACCUGGUGAAUUUAAAAUAAUCCAAACCAACAUUAAUGAGUAAAUUAAGGAAAAUUAUAUGAGAUAUGAAAUUGUAGUUUUAGUUAGAUGAAAAAUUGUAAAUACGAAGUUGUUGCUGCUAAAAGUGGGUAAUGGAGCAGUGUUAUGUAUGAUAUAGCUAUUAAUUUCAACUGUCGUGAGUUGAUCCAACAAAAGUGAAGAGAAGCAUUAGAAGCUGUUUGCGUUGUCGAAGGAGAAUUUCAUCCAUUGAAUCUAUUUUUUUUUUGUUUUGAGUUUAGAGAGCAAUCGAUAGCGUCAACCAGUGCAAUUAUCAUUUUUUUUUGUGUAUCCAACUUCUGUGUUAUACCGAUGAAGCUUUACUAUUUGAUUGUAAUGAUACGAAUAGGGGAGUUAUUUAUUUGCCCAGCAGACUCACUCAAGCCACUAUUCGUAUAAAUAAUUAUAGAGAUAGUUGUCAUACAUUUAUUCGUGACGAGAACAGACUGGAGAAUAUCGAAAUUUGUUUUCUGUUCACGUAAAAUAUUCGUAAUGCUCGAUGGGAGGGAAAGGGGGUAAUGGAUGUUUCGGAUUUUAUUAUAUUCAUAACUGCGUAAUUUGGAGUGAAAUAUGUCGGAUUUUAUUUUUGUUAAAUAUCCAUCGAUCUCACAAGAUAUUGAUUUU